CAAAUGACCAGCCAGCCGCUCCAAUGAGAUGAGCGCAAAGUGAAAUCAUUCCGCCGGAGAGAAGCAACUUUGGUCACACACUCAUCAUGAAAUAGGAUGAAUAGGAUUUUUUAUUUAUAUUAUCUCUGAGCGUGGAUUAAGCUUUGAGAGAGACAGGAGAUGAAGAGAGAGUACCAGCUAAUUGGGAUGAGAGUUCAAGUCAAGUGAGCCGGCAGAUUGGACCUGUAAAGCCUCUUAAGGCAGGUGGUGGUGGGAGGAAUACAGCGCAAGGGGAGUGUGUUUAUGAGAAGUGUGCGAUUGUGUGCAUGUGUCAUUUCCAAAGGAAACCUACCUUGGUCAGAGCAGCAAGGGGAGACCAGGUGUGCGCGCGAGCGUGUGGGAGUGGAUUGAUUGGGGAGAGAGCCGAGCUGAGACAGAGUUAUGGUUUCUUCCUUCUGGACGCGAUGAAGUGGCUUUGCGGGAGUUUCAGGGUUUAAGACCGGAGAGGAGGAGAGCUGGGCGGACGGAGGACACUGGAAGGGAGGAGGAGGGUGGGCACCGCCGCCACCAAAGCGCAUAGCACGGUCCCCAGUCCCUUGAUGCAGGGAUGGAGAGCUCACGGGCGCACGGGGUAACUCGGAAGAAUCUGAGAAGCAAAGGUGAAAAGAUCAACAGGAAGCCAGACAUGAGGGCUGGGCGACACCAGGGACACUUCCACCUGCAGCGGACUCUGAUUUUUCUCGUCGCGCUCACGGUACAACCGCAGGGUGUGUGCGCAGUUGGGAUGUUUGAGCUUCAGAUCCGCCACUUUCAGAACCCACACGGACACCUGCAAACAGAAGAAUGCUGCGAUGUCCAGGCAAGCGGAGGACAGCGCUGCUCUCCCACAGACCAAUGUGACACUUUCUUCCAGGCUUGCCUCAAGGAGUAUCAGGUCCGGGUUGCUCCAACUGGAGCCUGCACCUUUGGUACAGGCAGCACAGGGAUCCUGGGUGGAAACUCCCAGACGCUUCGCCACAGAGGACAUGAGAGGGGAGGAGGUGAGGAUGGGAGCAACGGACACAUUGUCAUUCCCUUCCUGUACGCCUGGCCGAAGUCCUUCUCACUGGUGUUGGAGGCUCUGGAUUACGACAAUGACACAUCAGGAUCAGGUGAAGGUCAGUUGAUUGAGCAAAUCCUCCUCUCUUCCAUGCUGAACCCUGGAGAACAGUGGCAAACACAUCGUCACCACGGACGCACCUUCAGCCUGGAGUACCAACUCCGUUUCCGCUGUGACUCCAACUACUAUGGACCCUUUUGCAACAAGUUCUGCCGUCGCGAUGACUUCUUCGGUCACUUUAACUGCGACCAAAGUGGCUCCAAGGUCUGCAUCGAUGGCUGGACGGGGCCAGAGUGUAAAGAACCGGUGGUGCAGGCAGGGUGUCAUCAGGGCCGUUUCUGUACUGUACCUGGAGAAUGCAAGUGUCAUUAUGGCUGGAUGGGUCCGCUAUGCGACCAGUGGGUGACGUUCCCAGGCUGUGUGUAUGGGAGCUGCACUGAGCCUUGGCAGUGUGUGUGCGGUCACUGGGGAGGACUGCUGUGUGACAAAGAUCUGAACUACUGUGGCACCCAUCAGCCCUGUAAGAACAGCGGGACCUGCACCAACACAGAGCCGAACGAGUAUCAGUGUGAGUGCCAGGAAGGCUUCAGAGGACGCAACUGUGACAUCGUGGAACAUGCGUGCUUGUCGUCCCCGUGUAUGAGAAGCGACUGCGUGGAAGACCAAACAGGAUUCAGCUGCAUCUGUAGCGAAGGCUGGACUGGACACACCUGCACAGAUGCAGUGAAGCAUUGUGAUCGCAGCCCCUGUGGCCACGGAGCAACAUGUGAGGAAGCUCCUGGAAGUUAUCGGUGCCUCUGUCCGCCUGGAUGGACCGGCAGGACAUGCCAGUUAGGGAAACAGCAGCUGUCAGGGUUUGUGUUUGAAUGGUGGACGUUGUGA
Archocentrus centrarchus (flier cichlid) is the source of this 1960-nucleotide messenger RNA. RefSeq names its product protein jagged-1b-like. Gene Ontology annotation, biological process: cell communication; Notch signaling pathway; multicellular organism development. NCBI's taxonomy places the organism in Eukaryota, Metazoa, Chordata, Actinopteri, Cichliformes, Cichlidae. The record is from RefSeq and is a predicted model, not a curated record. Gene Ontology annotation, molecular function: calcium ion binding. Gene Ontology annotation, cellular component: membrane.